GGAUGUUUCGACUCCUGAACAACACAAGAUACGACACAAAAAGACAGAAGUACAUCAGCGAACGACAGAGUUUCAAGUACGCAAAGCUCGAAGGUCAAUCUAUGGAGGAAUACCUUCAAUCUCAUCCUCUGGCUAGAGAUUUCCUCAUUGAUCAGGAGAUACGGGCGAUGCGGAUUGAGUACGUCGCUGCGUUGCGCGAGUACGCCAAGGCGCUUGAGAUCUACAAGACCAAAGUCAAGGCGUACAGUCUCGUGCAGGAGAUGGGCAUCGAUGCUGACUUUGCAAGAGCCAAGUUUGGGAUCCAGUCGCUCCGACCGAAACCGAUCUACCCAAUCAAGUGCCCGCGCAAGGUGCUCCGCCGACAUCUGGAAGAGACGCUGAAGGCGAUCGGCGUGAGAGACUUCGUUAACGACGAACUGUUCGAGGAGAUGAAGAGCCGGAUCGACACGAUCCUCAAGGAAGCGACAGCAAAGCUAUCGAAGCUCGUGGACACGCGGACGAGCGCUCGGGAGCUCUUCGACUUCAUUGACGAGAACAACAACGGGACGCUGGAGGAGGAGGAGGUUCAAAGCUUCAUGCAGAGCAUCGGGGUGAAGAUCAACUCUCAAGAGUCUCGAAUCCUCUUCGUGCAGCUGGACAUCAACAACGACGGGAGUCUGUCGUUCCCGGAGUUUAUGGACCGGCUCCUUAACUGGAACAUCCAGGACAAGAAACCCUCAAGGAAUCGUGAGAAGUCUGUGGUCUUGAAGGCUCAAUUCAUGCAGGAGUCGGACUGAGGUUUCAUCGUGUAUAUACAUCAAACAUGUAGAUCAAACGCGGCUGUGUUGCCCCGAUACUUUCUUCUCGAUCUAAGUGAGAGGAGUGAGAGGGUGGAACGUUAGCAGUGUGAAGGAAAUUUUAGAGCUCACC
This is a messenger RNA of Guillardia theta CCMP2712, 909 nucleotides long. RefSeq lists its product as hypothetical. The record is from RefSeq and is a predicted model, not a curated record. The annotation marks the transcript as partial. Gene Ontology annotation, molecular function: calcium ion binding. NCBI's taxonomy places the organism in Eukaryota, Cryptophyceae, Pyrenomonadales, Geminigeraceae. The transcript is spliced from 2 exons.